CUCGUCAUGGCCGAACAANAAGAGAGCACUGUUUACGCCAGCUCCAAAUCAUCCUCAGAUAUCGACAGAGCCACGGUAGUACAGUCCAACACAGAUGUCGAGAAGCAAGUCGCUACCAUACAACAAUCAAGCGACACAACAGACCCAAACAUUGUAUCCUGGGAUGGCGAAGACGAUCCUCAAAACCCCAUGAACUGGACCUCAAAAGCCAAGAUUAUCAACUGUGGCGCCAUCAUCUUCCUUACGCUGUUGACACCUCUGGCGUCGUCUAUGUUCGCACCUGGUGUCCCUGAUGUUCUACGCGAGUUCAAGGAGACUUCUGUCACACUGGCUGCUUUUGUCGUCUCUGUCUUCUUGCUUGGAUUCGCUGUUGGUCCGCUGCUUAUCUCGCCCUUGAGCGAGAUUUACGGUCGUCGUCCGGUGUACAUUGUCUGCAAUGUAGGCUUCAUCAUCUUCACGGUGGCUUGUGCGGUGGCUCAUUCAAUGCCUCAACUUAUCGUGUUCCGCUUCUUCGCGGGAUGCUUUGGAGUUUGCCCUGUGACUCUUGGUGGCGCAAGUAUCGCAGAUAUGAUUCCACAAGAGAAGAGAGGUGGCGCUAUGGCGCUGUAUGCUAUGGGUCCUGUGGCUGGAGCUUAUCUGGCCAGUGCCGAAGGAUGGCGAUGGUAUGUUCUCAACUUUUCCAUGUUUAUCGUUGACACUUCAGCUAACCGAAUAUCUCUUACAGGGNUCUUCUGGUUGAUCAUCAUCGCCUAUGGAGCCGCCACUAUUCUCCACUUCUUUGUCUGCAAGGAAACAUACGCACCGACUCUUCUUCAGUUCAAGACCAAGAAGCUGCAGAAAGAAACAAACAACAAUGAGCUUCGCUCAAAGCUGGAUGAUGGUCUUCCAGCCCGUGAACGCAUGUCACGCGCCUUGGUUCGACCUUUCAAGAUGCUUUUCUUCUCGCCUAUCGUUUUCUUAACCUCCUUCUACGUCGCGGUCGUGUACGGUAUCCUGUACCUCCUCUUCACAACGUUCACCUUCGUCUUUGAAGAACACUACCACUUCUCAAGCUCCAACGUCGGCANNGGCUACAUCGCCAGCGGCAUUGGCAUGUUCGUUGGCUUAAUGCUGACGGGUGCCUCCUCCGAUCGUAUCCUCAAGCGUCUGACCGCCGCCAACAACGGCAAGGCCAAGCCAGAGUUCCGUCUCCCACCACUCAUGGCACUUGGCGUCUUCAUGCCCAUCGGCCUCUUCAUCUACGGCUGGACAGCUCAGAAGCAUGUUCAAUGGGCUGUGCCCAUGUUGGGAACGCUAUUCUUCGGCAUCGGCUUGAUCUCGUGCAUGAUUUGCAUUCAGACCUACCUCAUCGAUACCUUUACCAGACACGCUGCAUCUGCAAUGGCGGCUAAUACUCUUCUGCGCUCUAUUCUUGGUGGCCUGCUUCCUCUUGCUGGUUUGGAUAUGUAUGAUGCUUUGGGCUUGGGAUGGGGAAACAGUUUGAUUGGGUUCGUGGCUUUGGCGCUUUUGCCGAUUCCGGUGGCUUUUUACUUUUAUGGCGAGAGGAUUAGGAUGAGAUUCCCUGUCAAGCUCUGA
Molecule: messenger RNA, 1575 nt
Organism: Aureobasidium musti
Lineage: Eukaryota; Fungi; Ascomycota; Dothideomycetes; Dothideales; Saccotheciaceae
Source: the annotation of a GenBank genome assembly